AAUAUUAUGUUAUUUAUUUAGAAUCUAGCUAAGAAAUCUUGAUACUAAUUCAUCUAAAUCUAGAUCUAGUCUAGAUCUAGUAAUAUAGAUCUAAAUCUAGUUUAAAUCUAUUAUAUUAGAUCUAGAUUGAGACUCUAUUUAGAUCUAGGUCACGUAAACAUAAACCAGUUCUAGUAUGUAGUUAAUUUAAGCAGUUUGAUAUUCAAUAUCAUAUACUUGGAAGCUUCAACUGGAAGUUUAUUAGUAGAAAGUUCUACUUUAUAUCUUUCUCCAUGAAUCAUAGUCUAUAAGAUCAAAAUAAAGAUCUAUUAUAUACUAUAAAGUAUAGAUAGAUCUAUUCCAAAUAAUAAUGCAGCCAGUGGAGUUUCAAGGAUACAUUUCAAAAUUUGGCAAAUCAUCAGAUAAUUUGCGAACAGCUUGUAAAAAAUGUGGCUAUGGUGGCCAUCUAACAUAUCAAUGCAGGAACUUUUUGAAAGCAGACCCCAGCAAAGAGGUGGUCUUAGAUGUCAGCAGUACAAGCUCGGACACAGAGGAUGAGCCUUUUAUCUCACCACUAACACAGUUAAAUGGAGCUAAAGUUUCAAAGUUAGCAGAGAUAUCUAAAAGUGAUACAGAAAGACAUAAAAAGAAAUGUUCAAAAAGUGGAUCCUCAAAAAGCAGAAAGAGGAGCAAGUCCAAGAGAGAGAAAAAAAAGAAGAAAAGCAAGGACCACUCAUCAAGUACUGACUCAGAAUCGUCUUCUGGUGAGGACAGCAAGUCUUCAAGGAGAAGAAAGAAGAAAAAGCACAAGCAUUCCAGUGACCAGGCAGACAGUGAUCAAGACAGCAACAAUGACAGUGAUGCUAAACCUAAAUAUAAAAAGAAAAGGAAGCACAAAUCUAGACACUCUGAGAGUAAAGAAAGAAGAAAGUCAGAGAGAAAAAAAAGAAGUCAUGUUUCUCAAAGCUCAAGCUCUGCAGACUCUGAUUCAGACAGCAGUGAUGAGGAAAUACAUGUACCCAGUAAAAAUCGCAAAAGAAGCCAUUCACACUAAAUAAACUUUAAAAAAUGUAAUCAUUUGUUUUUAAAUUCACACACAAGGUUGCAGCAGGGACUAUUAUUUAACAAAAUAACUGAAAUAAGUUAAUUCAUAUAUUUGUAUUUUUUGUAAAUAAUAAAACCAGCACAGUUUUUAUUAUCUAAAGCAAAACAUGCACAUUAAUGCAUUCAUAGCAUUGGAAAAUGUAUAUUAUUAAAUAUGUUUCCAUGGGACAUUUUGACUGAUCUUUGUUUACAUACCAGACUUGUUACCACCCUUGAACUUUUCAGCUAAACUUCAUGAUUAAAACAAAAGUAUUUUUAGAUCUUAUGUUGGAAAAUGUAUUCCAGACCUUAAACUGAUGUUGAGAGAAAAUGUUAUUGAAAUAGAUCAGGAACCUUUGGAACUUGUGCCAGAGAAAGGCCCCAAAUAAUCAUUUUUAGAUUUUCUUGUUGUCAAAAAAAAACAGAUAUUGCAUAGUUCAAUUUAUUAAAAAACAAACAUUGCUAUGCCACAGAAGCUUCUUCCAUUGUAAUUUAUAAGCUUAAAAAUAAAAAUUAAAUUAAAAAAAUAAAUAAAAAGUAUAUUAGGUAAUCAGCUUAUAACAAUGAAAUAUAAUUUUGAUUAAUUUGACUUCUUUCCCUCUCCCUGCUUUUACACCACUCCUGCCAGAAGUCACUCUUUCAGCCACAGAUUUUUAACUAAUUUUUAAGUCUGUUUGGACAAACUUACUUUCCUCUUUCUUGAGAAUUCCAAAUCUGAGAAAUUUGCUGGUGAUCAGUGCAGGGUACAAUAUAAGUAAACCAAACUUGCAAUUUUUAGAUUGACCGUAACUAGUUAUAUUAAUUUUCACAUUCUCUUUUGACAGUCAGUUUAUAUUGGUCAGGAAUGUUUGUAUGUAAUUAUUUGUGUAUAGAAUCAUAAGUUCUUUUGAGCACACUUUAACUGGAUUCAUUUAUUUGAAACAAUUGAUACAAUGAUGAUGUUUAUGAAUGUCAUCUUGUUAAUGUGCCAGGGCAGUUUGCAUUGAGUUGCACUUGCGUUUUGACAUUAGUAGAAAACAAAAAAGAAACAUUGCAGUACUCUUGAGACAGUUUGAUGUGCUGUGAACAAAACACAUUUCAGAUUUAUAGCUAAUUAAAAUGCACAAUUUUAAUUCUGAAAUUUGUAUGUUUGUAACUUAUUAAACAAUAUAGAUUUGGUUUAAACAUGAUAAGCCAGGGUCGAUUAAGAUACCUUUGAUCUGAUCAUAUCAAAAAUGAAAAAUAAAAAGUUAAAAAUACAGUAUUUCUAGUUAAAAUACUGCAUUAAUGACUAAGUUUUUAGAAUUAAGAAAAAAAAUUGUAUGUUUUUCACUUGCAUAUGUAUUUCUCUGAGUCAUUACAAUUUUUUAACUUUUUAAAUAGUUUGUUCAUCUCUUGAUGGCUGAGAUAGAGACAGUUGUGUGGAGUUUAUUCUUAAAACAAAGUUGCUUCAAAUUCGCAACCACAAAUUACUUAUGGCUCUUCAAUAAUGAAAUUAGUUCAACAACUGACUUUUAAUUCAAAACAUUUUUUUUUUCAAUUUCAAAAUUAAAAGAAAAUGUUUAAUAGCUGUUUCAUGAGUAAAUUUAUAUAAUUUGUAAAGAUUUUUUUCUCCAAAUUAUGCAUAUGUUUAUAUAAAAGAAUUGAUUGAGUGUCACAUUAAUUUCAACAUGUUUUUUUGUGUGCCUGUCUCUGAACUAGACCAUCUCAGUCCGUCUAGAGAAAUGUGAGGUCAGCAUAGAUUUGUUUCUGUAGGGUAUGAUGGUAGUCUGAAUAAAGUUUGAAAAAAUGGUUUGUUCGACACUAAUAUUUUAUAAUGGUUGACACUAAAAUUUUAUAAUGAACUGCUCAAAAUAAAAAAUACCAUUUAUAA
Molecule: messenger RNA, 2914 nt
Organism: Biomphalaria glabrata
Lineage: Eukaryota; Metazoa; Mollusca; Gastropoda; Planorbidae
Product: protein SREK1IP1-like
Exons: 6
Coding region: 350-1033 (227 amino acids)
Molecular function (GO): nucleic acid binding; zinc ion binding
Source: RefSeq, a predicted model, not a curated record